Photinus pyralis (common eastern firefly) is the source of this 1074-nucleotide messenger RNA. Its product is annotated as alpha-tocopherol transfer protein-like. Bases 54 to 950 code for a protein of 298 amino acids. NCBI's taxonomy places the organism in Eukaryota, Metazoa, Arthropoda, Insecta, Coleoptera, Lampyridae. Gene Ontology annotation, cellular component: membrane. The record is from RefSeq and is a predicted model, not a curated record. Gene Ontology annotation, molecular function: phosphatidylinositol bisphosphate binding. The transcript is spliced from 6 exons.
UUGAAAUGUAAACAAUCCGUGCAUUUCCAUAUCUCAGCUACCGACUGCGCGAAAUGCCUCUGAACUAUGCCAGCGUGGAUUUCGAGUAUACGAGACGAGCGUCGCAACUGAAGAGAGAAGACGUGCAAUGCCUGCGGGAAUGGCUCGCGAAACAGCCGCAUCUUCCGGAGAUUCUCGAGAUGGAAAUGAUCUUCUUCCUUCUUAGCUGUGAUUGCAGCAUUGAGAUGACUAAAGCCACAAUCGAUAGUCACUACACCUUACUAGCGCUGAGCCCUGAAAUCUACGGCGCGCGAGACUCAAGAACGUGGGACGGAAUACUGAACACUCACGUUCUGGUACCAUUGCCAACAUUAACACCAGAAGGGUACCAAGUGGUUUACUCAGGCCUCAACGAUAGAGAUCCCACCAAAUAUGUUUACGCUGACUUUAUAAAGCUGAUAUGCACUGUCUCCAAGCUCUCACUGAUUCAAAAGGGAACGGUCAAUGGGUUGAUUUGUAUUUGUGACAUGGAAAGGUACUCGAUUUCGCACGUUGCCCGAAUACCCAUCACGGUUCUCAAGAAGUUCCUGGCGUUUGUCCAGGAGGGUCUCCCGUUACAACUCAAGGCGUUUCAUCUAAUUAACGCCGGUUCCAAAAUGGACGCCAUUCUGGCGAUUGUCAAGCAAUGCGUCAAACAUGAAAUAUUUAAAUUGAUACACGUCCACAGUGACUACACGAAGACCUUGUACGACCAUGUCCCAAAGGAGUGUUUGACUGUAGAACUUGGCGGGACUAAUGGAUCAAUGCGCGACCUUUACGGGGAAGUUAAGGCUAUGGUCUUGGAGAACAUGGAUUUUGUCAUGGAGGACGAGAAAAAAGUUGCCGAUGAAUCCAAACGGCUUCAAAAAUCCAACAAGUUUGAUAGUCUCUUUGGAAUUGAGGGCACCUUUAAGAGGCUGGAGAUUGAUUAAACCUGCUCAAAGGAUAAUCGGAAUUUGGUUACGUGUUUCACAUUUGAAAACAUUUUUUAACUCAUUUUUUACCAGAUAAAAUCGGCAAGAAAAUGUUGUAUUGAAAUUGUAAAAUAAAAAAUUC